UUUUUUUUUUCAAUAUUUUCCCACCAUCAAUCAUGUACUGUAGAAAUGCCAGUUUCCCACAAGCUCGUUUCACUAACGUUCACUUACUCCAGAUUCACCUUUGACCUUUCAUAUCUGAAUUUUCUUCCCAGAGAAGCAAAUGCCACAUUUUUUUUUCUUGUCCCUCACCUCUAAAACAAAAUUGUAUGACAAAAUCAUCCCGCUAGACACACAAGUGAAUGCUCUCAUCCUGUAGAUCCACAUAUGGAGUGUAAUGUUUGCUGGUGUGUGUGCUUUGAUAUGUGUGUGUGAGUCAGUGCCGAAGGUAGAAUUUAAUCUUUGAUAUCGUUAUCAGUUCCAGGGUGAUGGUGGACUGUUUGCAAGACCCACUGGAGCUCUGACCUACUUGUGUCAGUGAAUAGGUUGCAUAGGCUGUUUUUUUGUUAAGAGUGUGUGUGUUUGUUAGAGUUUUGGGAGGGUGUGCACUUAAAGCGAACUCUGUGUGGACACAGGGAGUGUGAGAAGCUGGGUGUUUUGACAGCUUUAGAACAGUUCCAGCACAGUGUUGGGGCAGGGGGUGAGCCGGCCUGUUGGAUAUAUGAGUGUGCGGCGAGGGUGAGAAUAGGGUCAGCGGAGGAGUGGAUAGGAGGGGAUGAGAUAAACGCAAGAAAACACUACCAAAAAAUGCUCGUUUUGAAUUUCUUUAUGAGUAAACAUCUGAAAUGAAUUGAUUCGAAAAUUUAUUGUUUGUUAUCCCUUAGCAAUACAUCUGAAGAGCAAACCUUACCCCUUACUUGCAGUUAAAAUAAAACAGAUAUUAGUCUUGAACUUUACUAAGCUUAAACAAAAUGAAUUCUAUCGAAAUAAAUGCAUUUCAACAUGCCAUUCCUUCCUUUGGUUAAACCAGAGGAGCACUAAAUAUACUGCAGACAAAACUGAGCAUUUGUCCAAGCAGCAAGACGCCUCUUUGCCGAAGCAUUCCUGCCAAAAGAGUGAUCUCAACCCAUUCUCCCAACUUUAAUCUCACCAAAGUGUAAAAGCUACGGGACUAAACUUCCCACACAGUUAAUAAAAGACCCAUAAAGCUUGUCUAACAAAACACAGUCCUUUUUGUUUUACUGUAGCUGAAUGGGGCCAGACAUCACCUCAGAAUUGUGCUGCUUAAGAGUUCUCUCACAAGUACACCUCUCCCCCCCAAAAAAAUAGGGGGGGGGGGGGGGCUCUCCACAUUUCCUAAGCCCUCUCUGUGCCAGUGGUGUUGAACCCCUGCUUUCUCCAAUGGCAUUCCAGCCCAUCUUUCAUGCUGUUUCAUUGUGGCCAUGCCAGCCAGGUCAGGGGGCAGUAUUUUCUCAGGGCUUCAAGACAGCAUUGGAAAGAUAGAUAUAAGACGUACCGUCUGACUAUUUGUGCACUGAAUUCCUGUUUGAUUCCUGUUUGUUGUCGUUGUGUCUGCGUGUGUGCGUGAUGUGCAAGAAUCUACACGAACACAAACAUUUUAUAUAUGAUUGCUGCACUUAGGUCAAAUAACACACUGACCUUCUCUUUAAAAUGCUUAAUAUAACUCAGUAUGUUGUGACACCCAUGGCUAACCUGCGAUAUAGAAUCUGUCUCAAAGAUGUAAGCUGCCUCUUUUGAGGUGGCUCCGAGUGACAGCACUGACUUGAUGUAGCCGUAAGAGCCUGCGCCGCCUUUGUUUUAGAGAUUACAGUACCAAACUCUGCCAGUAGAUGUCCGUCUUCAGUCUUGCACAGCCUCCAAACAAAGUUGGCAGACUGGCUUUCAAAGAUAUUCACAUGAUCAAAUUGGUGACUGUAUCAGUAUCCUAAGUGUGUCAAAUAAGUGAAAGAUAAAAUGAUGCCUAUGACUAUAGUGAGUGGCAGAUGGACUGGUAAAAGCUCCUGCCUUGAAAGCAAACCUGCUAAAGUUUAAAUUAAACAUAGUUUUGCUUGAAGAAAACUGGAGGUAUUUUGCUGACAAAGCAAAGCUCAGCAUUCCAGCAGUAAAUUCUUAGACACUGAGAUCUUGGAAGAUAUGAUAGCAAACGCUAUGUAUUCUCCUUGGUCCAGUCUGUGAUCUCCUUUUUUACUGGCUUUAGUAGCAGUAGGCUACAGUUGCAACGUGGUAGUUGCUAUGCCUGAAAACCCGGAGUAACCUUAGGAGAAAAUUUCUCUCCAUUGCCCAUGAGUAAUAAUAACAGUCUUGCAUUAUUUACCUGGAUAGAGCGUGUUUGCAAGGGUUAAAGGGGAAACGUAGUUAAAUCCCACUGACAUGCAGACAGUUGCGUGGAUAACAUUAAAAAAAAAUACCCCGUGCUUACCUAUGAUUGAUUAUUAGGUAGUGAUUAAAGGCAGUGCAAAGUGGAUGCAAGGGCUGUAUCUGCCAAAGGCAGCACGCUUUGUGGGCCGUUCUGCGUUAAUAGGAUGAAAAGAACAUAGUUUCUGGGCGGGGAUACGAUGAUAUAUACAGGACAUGAUUGGCCCGCGUGUUCUAAUCGCUGAGGAGGCCUUAAGUGUUCCUCUUAAACCUCGAGAUUUAGGCUAUUAAAGUAUUACAGUAAUAAAGUUAGUGCGUUUAAAUUGCGUUUUAAAUUCCUCAGCCACUGUUGCAUGGUAAUGGUCAUCCCGGAGCUGUUUGACAGUUGUUCUUAUUCACAGAAAUCACACAGCGCAGUAAAGAAAAAACGCUAAUUGCAGAAUUUCAUAUUUUAAUCAAUAGACAGCUCAAAAGUUCCACUUUUAGUCAUCAGUGACGUCUUCCGUAUUCUCAAGUCUUCUUCCAAAAAUGUCAGUUUGCAGGAUAUCAAGCUGUGUGUCUAAAUCCUCAGAAAGAUGGAGUGCAAACGUCUAAUUUUCCAACGGAACUUGAACGCAGCACAGGAGAAGUUGGAAGACUUGUGUCGUGACGCGCAGUCGUGGAGGCGUGCCUCUGAUGAAAUCAGCCGGGGAAACAACAACAGAAAGGGGGUGGCUCAGACCAGAAGACUCUUUCAGCCAGUUGUGAUUGCAUUUCAUCCUCCAAAGUGUCAGUUUGAAGAUAACAAAGCAUUAUAUUAAGUCUGCAGCAGCGAGCUGGUUCUUGUUGAGUUCUGUGAGGCGCUGGAUUAAGGAGGCAGCGACGGGAAGUAGACUAAAGAGGAGGAUGUGAUAGGGCAAAGGUCCUGUCUGCAGUUAUCUGUGCUCUUUGGCAAACAACGGGAUCGCAGAGAUCGCAUCUUCCCUCUCCGUGCGUCUUUGUCCGGUUUCAGUGACCGGCUCAACCACCAGCAGAGUGGCAUGUGGGUCAAUUCCGGAACCGUCGGAAGGGCCCUCUCCAUGGAUAUAGACACAGACUAUGAGCGGCCCAAUGUGGAAACCAUUAAAUGUGUGGUGGUAGGGGAUAAUGCAGUAGGCAAGACCAGGCUAAUCUGUGCCCGGGCCUGCAAUGCCACCCUCACACAGUAUCAGCUGCUUGCCACCCACGUGCCAACCGUCUGGGCCAUCGACCAGUACCGUGUAUGCCAGGAGGUGUUAGAGAGAUCUCGUGAUGUAGUGGAUGAAGUCAGUGUGUCCCUGAGGUUAUGGGACACAUUCGGGGAUCAUCACAAAGACAGACGUUUUGCCUAUGGCAGGUCUGAUGUAGUGGUGCUUUGCUUCUCUCUGGCUAAUCCCAAUUCCCUGCGCCACGUCCGCACCAUGUGGUUCCCGGAGAUCAAGCACUUCUGUCCCCGGACGCCCAUCAUCCUGGUUGGUUGCCAGCUGGAUCUGCGCUACGCCGACCUGGAUGCUGUUAACCGGGCGCGCCGACCGCUAGCCAAACCCAUCAAACCUACAGAUAUCCUUCCUCCAGAGAGAGGCCACGAGGUGGCAAAAGAACUUGGUAUUCCCUACUAUGAGACCAGCAUCGUUGCCCAGUUUGGUGUCAAAGAUGUUUUUGACAAUGCAAUCCGUGCUGCCCUUAUCUCCCGUCGACAUCUGCAGUUCUGGAAGUCGCACCUGAAGAAGGUCCAGAGGCCCCUCCUCCAGGCGCCAUUCCUGCCUCCUCGGCCACCACGCCCCAUAGUGGGCAUCCCAGACCCGCCUCUAACAGACGGCGAGGGCCCCGACUCCCUUUUCUGUCAGCCACUGUGUGCUGAUGUUCUUUUCCUUCUGCAAGGUGGCACUACUCGAGUUUUUGCACACAAAGUCUAUCUGGCUACAUCCUGCUCCAAGUUCUAUGACCUCUUCACCCUUGAUCUCGGUGGAUCGUGUACCGGGCCAUGGGGGGAGGAACAGGAGAGCAAGGAAAAAUCGGAGAGCGGGGAGGAAGACGAGCAGAGCCGGAGAGGAGCCAAGGAGCAAGCUGGACGUACUAAGAGCCUAGAUAUUGAUAAAGAUGGGGUUGACGGAGGCGUGAGAGGCCUGAAUCAACCCCAGCUGCGCCAGCAGGGCUCUUUGAGGACUUCCCAGAGUGAUAAUGCACUUCCUUCUCGAGCCCAGUACUCCAUGGGAGCACUAGGGACUGGGCGAGCACUUUCAGGAUGGGGAAGGGGGUUCUUGAGUGUUUGUUUGGAGCACAUAGAUGAUCCCGUGACUGGACACCCACGACUCAUGACUGUGGUAGCCAUGGAUGCACUUAUACAGGAGGAGCCAUUCAAGGCUGUGCUUCAGUACCUAUACACCGGCAGUUUGGAUGAGGGUCGAGGAGAUCUGAUGCAGGUCGCCACCAUCGCGGAGCUACUUGAGGUGUUUGACCUGCGAAUGAUGGUGGCCAAUGUUUUGAACAGAGAAAGCUUCAUGAACCAGGAGAUCACCAAGGCCUUCCACGUCCGCAGAGCCAACCGCAUCAAGGAGUGUCUCAAUAAGGGGACAUUUGCUGAUGUGGUGUUCCGACUGGAUGAUGGUUGUCUCCCAGGCCACAAGCCCCUGCUUAUCUCCAGCUGCGACUGGAUGGCGGCCAUGUUCCGUGGCUCUUUCAUGGAAAGUUACAUUGAGGAGGUCUCCAUCCCUAACACCAGUACAGCCUGUAUGCGAGGGGUGCUGGAGUUCCUGUACUGUGGCCUCCUGACGCCUUGUCCUGGUCUGGAGCCCAUGGAACUAAUCAUUCUGGCCAACCGUCUCUGUUUGCCACGUCUCGUCGCCCUCACCGAGCAGCACGCUGUGGAUGAGCUUCUCCGACUGGCAGUGAAAGGAAUUGACAUUGAUGGGCAGGUGUUGGCUUACCUUGAACUUGCACAGUUCCACAACGCAAAGCAGCUAUCAGCUUGGUGUCUCCAUCACAUCUGUACUAAUUAUAACAGCAUCUGCCGCAAGUUUCCCAAAGAUAUGAAGGCCAUAUCUCCAGAAAACCAGAGGCACUUUGAGAAGCAGCGCUGGCCACCCGUGUGGUUCCUGAAGGAAGAGGAUCGCUACCUGCGCUCCCAGAAGGAACGUGAACGUGAAGAAGAGAUCUUGCGCAAGCAACACACCAAAAGGGGCUGGUGUUUCUGGAGGCAUCCAUCCUCCUCUCCACAUGUCUCUUAAAGCGCCCCAACCUGGAAAGUUGCACCUCCCCAUCCACCUCCACACAUAUAGAGGAGAAUUACCCCGAACCCCUCUAUUAGUGGAUAAAUGACCCUCAGAGCUAAUAUGCCUGGAUGUCAGCAUGUUUGGGGGAAUGUAUGUGCCUCUUUAUAAGUGUGGGUGACCACACAAAUGCAUUUUGCUAUCCUGUGUGACACGUGUGGAUUCAACUCAUGGGUAUGUGCAUGGAGGUGUGAUUGUAUGUGUGCAGUAUAUUGUGAUCGAGUGAUGCUUCCAAGUUGAGUGCUUCCCAAACGCCCUGUUUGAUAAUGGCCUGAGGUUGCAGUGCAGCCCCUUUUGUCCUUCCAGAAGAGCUCGGUCCCUCCACCAGCACUCACAGUGUCUAAGCCGCGUGAGUGAUUGGACUGGGAGCAAGGGCUCUCUAUUUCUCUCAGUCUCCAUCCUUCACAUUGACCUUAAUGACUAUUACACAUUGACCACUGCGGCUUCUCUUGGGGGAGCUUACCUCUGCCUUCACUUCUAUACAGACUGUUAGCAUGCACACACAGACCUAUGCCCAUUUUCCACCCUCUUAAAAAAACCAGCACUGUAUUCCCAGGAAUUGACACUGACAAUGUAAUUAUUAUUCCAACAUUGUUUUUUUUGUUUUUUUUUUUAUGUUUGGCGCCUUCUAGGAAACUUUUAUCAGGUGAAAUGGCGCAUACUACUUCCAGGAAGCUGAUGAUUGCCGUCACAACCACACGAGAUGUGAUUGUAAAUCUAGAGCCGAGGUUUGCUGGCAAGGGGGAACUCUAAAACAAUUAGUACGUUAAAAUGCUCCUGUCAAGAGGAUUGAUCAUAGCCUUCGGUGAUCCCGAAGUGGUGGUUCUUGGUGUUUAUCACCCACCCGUGCACUUCCCAAUCCUUUGCUGCGCAUACCAAGCCACAAAAAAACAACAAAAACUAAACAAAAAGCUCGAAACCCUCGAAUGACCACAGCAAUAGGGGGCAAAGAGGGCCAGCCUUACUUGAUACCUCCGCCAUGGAGGAAUGAUGGAUUCAGUAUUAAACAACUGCGCUUGUAACGUCCACGACCACUAUGUUACACUGAAGCACCUCAGCCAGCCUGCCUUUAUACCCCUACACCACUAGGGGCAGCACUGCUCAGGGCCCUGACACUAUCUUUCACACUAAUGGAUUUUAGGCCUGUGUCUUCUGCACUAUACUUUCAUUUGAUGAGAUUGCCAGUAUAACUUCAAUCCUUGCAGUGUUAAAAAAAACAAAACUUCAGCACCUGCAGUGUUAUUAGUGCAUUUAUAACAAAACAACAACUAUAUAUCACCAGAUUUAUUAAUACCAAAGCUGUGAUUCUUCUUCUUCUAUUUAUUUCUGCCUCCUUCCUGCCUUUCUUUCUUUUUUCUUUUUAUUUUUCAGGAAGAAGGGAUGUAAGAGAGAAGUGAAAGUGAUUGUAGGAGAAGAAGAAGGCAGAAAAAUAUUUGAAUCCUUUGGAUGGGUGGUGUUUCUAAUCUGUGGUGUCAGGAGAAAAACCGUCACUUCUGAACAUUGCCUUCGUUUCUGUUGCUCAAUUUGAAAAUGGUGCUGAAGACACAGUAAGACGGUGUUCGGAAGAACACACUCAAGAACCUGUGUAUUUUUUUUGUGUUUACCUGCAAAGAGAAUGGAGAAAUUUAAGGAGGGGUUUUAAAUUUUGACAUAGGAGCAUUUUAACCCUUAUUGUUUCUUCUUCCUUUACUAACAGUCUGUAAGAGGUCAUAAUAGGUCAUUGAUAUUUAGAUUGUGUGGUUUGUCUGAUUUAACCCACAGCAGUUACAAACCUUUUUUUUUGCUGCUUUCUGAUUCAAAAACAACGUGAUCUACGUUGCUUCGUUAAUCAAGAUUGAAUUCGGAGGCGUGAUCGUUGUUUCAAGAAACUUGUCAGUAUAUUGCUGUGUAUGAGAGCAAAUCUGAUUUUCCUGUUGAGGGUGCUAAUUUUGUCAGGCUUUCGUACUGAUUGUGGAGGGAAAAAAAGAAAAAAGAUGUGUUGAUGAAUUUCUAUUAGCACGUUGUUCUAUUUGUGGGUUUGCGCCCCUCAGCUUUACCCAGGCACUAGAUAGAUAGAUUGUGUGAGACAUCUGGUCUGUUCUACCGUGCAAAGUCAUUGUCAGCUCCUGAAGUAGAAGUUGAGUAGGACCUCAUGAGACUCAAGUGCAAACUGAGCUGUUUCAUCUCCAGAAAGGGUGAAAGUGAGCAUAUUUCAGUCAGGAUUACACAUAUCCUGAAUAAAUGCAUAGAUAGUUAAAAAUAUCCCAAUGCAUGGCUUUGAGAACUUAGAAAAGAGACCUGAAGAAGAGGAAAGACUGUUUUUGAUUAACUUACUUUUAAGUUUCUCAUAGAAUCUUUUUGUCUUAAUGGUGUUAAUGGUUAGUAUGUCCCCAUUAAGCCUAUCUUGGUCCAGGUGCCUUAUAGAUGGACAAAACUGGAAACUAAAGUGGGAUUUUAGCAGCUUCUUAGUUUAAAGCUGCAGACUGGUUCUGCAGUCAGCGACAUGAAGGACACUGUAGACAAUGGCCAUGAUCAUAACUGUAAAAUUUUCUGUGGUGAUCCUUCAUGCAUCUUCAGCUAUUAUUCUUAUUGAAGGAUUUUUAAGACGAUUGCCUGUGCAAAAUCCUUUGGCCUUCUGUUUACUUCAUGCAGACAAAUGGCCUUUUAAACGUUUUUUUAGUAUAGUAGAAUAUGCUGGCCUUAGAGUAAGGUGUUUUCUCUGAAUCGGGACUCACGUCAUGGUUACGUUUUUUUCCACUGACCAGAUGACUGAGUGGUAGCAACAACACCAAUUGCAUUAUAACUUCCAAACCACUGUUUUUGAGAAAGCAAAGCUUUUUAUUAAUUAGCGCUGGCUGGCCUGUGCGCUGGGAGGGUGCAACCACUUUUGGAGUGAAGUUAAUUUCUGGCCUACCCUUGUCAUUACAAUGACAUUUGAGUUGGAAUGCACUUUUUCGUGUGUCUAUACCAUACCUCUUUUUUCUGCACUUAGCAUGGAUUGAUCCUUGUGUAAGAUUGUUUGUAAACCUGAAGAUUGUAGCAUGACUUUUCCACUCAAGUCUUUCAAAUCCUCCACAUCUCAGUGACGAGAUGGACGACACAACUUCUUCAGCUUCUUUAAGGUCUUGUACGCAUUGAACUCCACAGUAGCUCUUUUCCUGGCUAUGUGGCUUUAUGCACAUGCCCUUUUGGCUAAAUUAGCUCUGCACAGCUGAAGGUAGCAUCCAGCUCUAAAUGAUACACUUCACAGGUUAGCGUGAUAAAAUAAUGCAGAGGAUCUGUUCCUGUGGUGCAGUGUUACAGCUCUCCAUGUGUGCUGUUACUGUAGUUACUAAACUUAAUGAAGCUUGUUUCUGUCAUUUUUUUUCUUUAAUCUUGAAAAAAAGAAAGAGAGCAGUUGAAAUCAAGGAUUUAUAAUCCAGUGU
This is a messenger RNA of Maylandia zebra (zebra mbuna), 8902 nucleotides long. It is a transcript of the gene rhobtb4, whose product is annotated as Rho related BTB domain containing 4. The record is from RefSeq and is a predicted model, not a curated record. NCBI's taxonomy places the organism in Eukaryota, Metazoa, Chordata, Actinopteri, Cichliformes, Cichlidae. Gene Ontology annotation, biological process: small GTPase-mediated signal transduction. Gene Ontology annotation, molecular function: GTP binding; protein binding; GTPase activity.